AUGUGUGCAUCGUUUAUCUGUUUGCGUAUAUACUCCUUCCUCACGCUCCUUCUCUUCCCCGUUUCUUUCUACCUCUCUCACCUCCCACUUGAUCCUCUUCAUCCCUCUCCCCCACAUUUUCUCUCUCUCGCUCCUCUCAUCUCCUCCUCUUUCUUUCUGACUCCCCUCUUGUUCCCUGCCUCCCCUCUUGCUCCCUCCCUCCCCUCCUCCUCCCUUCUUUUCCGCUUCCUCUUUCUCGCUCUUCUUCAUCUCCUCCUCUUGUUCCCUGCCUCUCCUCUUGCUCCCUGCCUCCCCUCUUGUUCCCUCCUUCCCCUCUGCCUCCCUUCUUUCCAUCUUUCUCCCCCCUCCUCCUCGUUCCCCUCCCUUUCUCCCACUCUUUCUCGCUCCCUCUUUUUCGCUCCUCCUCAUCUCCCCCACUUGCGCUCUCUCUCGCUCCCUUUCUCUCUGAAAAUGUAG
This is a messenger RNA of Acanthosepion pharaonis, 456 nucleotides long. The record is from the annotation of a GenBank genome assembly. NCBI's taxonomy places the organism in Eukaryota, Metazoa, Mollusca, Cephalopoda, Sepiida, Sepiidae.